Messenger RNA from Mugil cephalus (flathead mullet), 2618 nucleotides. RefSeq names its product dehydrogenase/reductase SDR family member 13-like. The record is from RefSeq and is a predicted model, not a curated record. NCBI's taxonomy places the organism in Eukaryota, Metazoa, Chordata, Actinopteri, Mugiliformes, Mugilidae. Bases 187 to 1137 code for a protein of 316 amino acids. The transcript is spliced from 5 exons.
UAUAUCGAACUACUGAAUUUGUGGUAUGGUGGCGGGUAUACGGAUGUUAUGGAUAACACCAGAAUAGCAGAAGAAUAUAGUUCGUUUUAGGAGCUAUUUCGAGCGGUGAACUAAAAUCCAGAAGGUGGCGGUAAUGCACUUUAAAUCACCACAAGUAUUUUCUAGUGGCUCGUCUCCGUUGCAGUGAUGUCGGCGUUGCUUUACCUCGUAGCAGGAGCAGUUUCGUUUUACGUGCUACUUUACUACGGCCUGAUCAGAGGAGCGAGAUGCUCGAGUUCAGUGAAGCUGAAGGGAAAGACGGCUAUAGUUACAGGGAGCAACACUGGCAUCGGCAAGUCCACUGCUCUGGAUCUGGCAAAGAGAGGAGCCAGGGUGAUCCUGGCCUGCCGCAGCAAGGAGAGAGCUGAGGCCGCCGCUUUCGAUAUCCGCAGAGAGAGUGGGAACAACCAGGUGGUGUUCAUGCAGCUGGAUCUGGCGAGUCUGAAGUCGGUCAGAAGUUUUGCAGAAACCUUCUUGAAAACUGAACCCAGACUGGACAUCCUCAUCAACAAUGCAGGUGUGAUGGGUCCAGGACGCACUGAGGACGGGUUUGGAAUGGCAUUUGGAGUAAACCACCUGGGUCACUUCCUGCUUACCAACCUCCUCCUGGAGCGACUGCAGAAGAGUGGUCCCAGUCGAGUCGUCACAGUGAGCGCUCUCCUGCACCGCCUUGGAAAAAUUAACUUCCCUCUGCUGGCCUCCAAUAAGGAUUUAGUGUUGGGUCAGUCUACCUGGCACAAUAUUCAGGCCUAUUGUAAUAGCAAACUCUGCAACGUGCUCUUCACCAGGGAGCUGGCCAACAGGCUGGAGGGCACCAAUGUUACCUGCUACAGCCUGCACCCAGGAGUCAUCCAAACAGAAGUGUGUCGCAGCAUGAGCCUGUGGCUGCAGCUCCUCAUGAUGCCCUUUGCCAAGCUCUUCUUCCUAAACCCCGAAGAGGGAUCCCAAACCACACUGCACUGUGCCUUGCAAGAGGGCAUCGAGCCUUUGAGCGGGCGCUACUUCUCAAAUUGUGAGCUGCAACAAGUGGGAGCCAAGGGACGAGACGAUGCCCUGGCAAAAAAGUUGUGGGAAGUGAGUGAAAGGUUAACCAGCUGAUCAUAACAGACAGAAUCCUAAUGCGUAAACUCCAAGGACUGGACAUCUGCACAUGUGAAAUGCCGGUAGGCUUGUUGUGAGGUGCCAUACGUCAGCACUUGAGGUGUGUUUGGGCUCAUUAUAGUGCUGCAUUAUUAAUACUUAUACACAAUGGGAAGUCUCUGGCGAGCUACUUUUCUAUCUCUCAGAGAACAAAAUGUGAUGUAUUGAUCUUCUGAUGAGGUGCUUGCUCCAGAUCAGUCUGAUGCUAAAAUUGAGCACAUGUACAUCUACCUGCAUUUUGUGGUGGACAACUAAAAAUUAAAUUAUAUUAAAUUAAAUUAAAAAUGCAAAGCUGCAGUGUUAUUCUCUUGACACUUAUGCAGUAAGUGACUUUGAUAAACUUUAUUAGCGAAUUAUCGCAGACUUCCCUGGUUUUAGUUAAAAGUCUAAGCUGUAUUCAGUACUAGCAAGUUUAUUCAGUGAGUUAUUGUUUAACCCCUGUUAAAAGCUCUGUGCAGCCAUCUUAUACUUCCUUAAAACACAAAAGCAGUAAAAUGGUAUGGGUGCUGUUAAGGUGAUUAAAAACGAGCUUGAUGAUACGAGCUGAGACCAGAAUACUAAUAAUAUUAUUAUUAGUAUAUGCCAUACAUCGUUUGGCAUAUGCAUAUUUUACAUACAAAUAAAAGUAGUCUGUUUUGUUAGAAUUUACCUGCAGAAACACUGGUCCUUUAUGUCUGCUAAAAGAUUAUUUAAUCACACAAGAGAUAUCAGAAGUGUUAUGAAGAGCAAAGGUGUGUACUAUGAUGAGAUCAAGCAUGUAUGAAGAAAAUAAGCGUGGAUCUAAAACAGCACCUUGAGGCACUCCUUAUGUCAUAGAGUCCAAAGUCAGUGCAUCGCACACUAAAUCUACAUUUUAAUAUAUGUCUCUUUAUCAAGAUUCUGUAUUUUUCUCUAUAGAAAUGAAUAAUUCAAGUUCUACUAAAUUUUGAAAAGACAAACAGCUAGUAAAUAGAGCUUUAAUGAUGUGCAUUAAUUGGUACUACUGAUAUUUUUGUUUGUUUCUUUGUUUUUUGGUUGCCUUAGAUUUGGCUUAAUUCAGCAUACAUUUCUUCUCUGAAAAUGUUAAAUGGUGCUUUCUACUUAUUGGCACCCGAUACGCUUUACAGACCCAAUGACAUGUUCAUCUGUGAUCACAAACACACAACCAUUCACACGGCAACUCAGGGUUCGGUGACUUGCCCAAGGACACUUGGGCAUGUGGUUCGUGUUCUGGGGAUCAAAUCACCACCAUGGACUGUCUUAAGCAGCACAUUUAAAGUGUCUUACUGAAUGUUACCACAUCGUCUCUUGUUGUUCGUCUUUUAUCGCUUUUCUCACAGUCAAAUGAUGCAUGAAUGUUUCUGUUAAGGAUUUCAGAGGAAACAGCAGCACGGGACAUUAACAAACAGCUUUUGUGAAGUAUGAAACAUCUGAAAUAAAUCUUUGAGCUAAAUACUUAA